Haliotis rubra (blacklip abalone) is the source of this 2475-nucleotide messenger RNA. RefSeq lists its product as uncharacterized. The coding region runs from base 1 to 2475 and encodes 824 amino acids. The record is from RefSeq and is a predicted model, not a curated record. The transcript has a single exon. NCBI's taxonomy places the organism in Eukaryota, Metazoa, Mollusca, Gastropoda, Lepetellida, Haliotidae.
AUGCCAAUUCUCAAGCGUACAGAGAAGAGGCUCGCCAGAAACACAGAUCUAGCUGAUAUCCAUAAUCACCUGAUAGAAAAGUUAGUGACCGCUGGUUAUGUUAGAAUCCUGACUCCAGACGACAUCAGCACAAGCACAGAGUCUUGGUAUUUCCCUCAUCAUGUUGUUGAACACAAUGGGAAGCAUCGACUAGUGUUCAACUGUUCGUACAACUCAGCUGGUAUAUCACUGAACAAUUACCUGUUACCUGGCCCUGUGUUGGGUCCAGCAUUACUCGGAGUACUUGUGCGAUUCCGACAGCAUCAGGUCGCAGUAUCUGGAGAUAUACAAGCAAUGUUUCACCAGGUGCGUGUCCUGCCCAGGGAUAAACCACUACUACGCUUUAUCUGGCGCAACAUGGAGACAUCAGUUGAACCAAACACAUACGAGUGGCAAGUACUUCCCUUUGGGACUACCUGCAGUCCAUGCUGUGCUACUUAUGCCCUUCAGAGACAAAUUAUUGACCAUACGGAGAACGAUGGAGAACUUUCGGAAGCAAUCCUGCAAUCGUUCUACGUUGAUAACUGUCUGCACAGUGCACCUACACCUUGGGAAACCAAAACACUGGUAACUGAACUGAGAAACGUCCUUGCAACUGGUGGUUUUAACAUAAGACAGUGGUGUUCCAAUGUGCCCUCUGUUGUUGGAGAUCUUCCUGCGGAUGCUAAGUCAGAUGCUUGUGAAUUGUGGCUGAACUUCGGAAAGGAAGACUCGCUAGAAGCAACUCUUGGUCUUCAGUGGCAGUGCAAGAGUGACAUGCUUUGCUACAAGUUCCGCCAGAUUACAUACCAUCAGCUUAACAUGAGAGUCAUGUACAAGAUCUUAGCCAGCCAAUAUGAUCCCUUGGGAUACCUUUCACCUUACCUCGCCAGAGCAAAGAUCAUUGUGCAAGAUCUGUGGAAAGGCAAAGUAGAUUGGGACACUACUAUUGAAACAGGAGAAUCUUAUGACAAAUUGAAUGCAUGGGAACGUGAACUUGUGGACAUUAAAUUGGUGACAGUUCCACGAUGCUACACUCCUGACAUUGACCUGUGUGAUAUAGCAACGAGACAGAUAAAUGUAUUCUGUGAUGCAUCAGAACGUAUUUACGGAGCUGUGGCCUAUCUCCGCACAACAAUGAAAGACCAGACUGUUAGUGUCACCUUUAUUGCAGCUAGAUCCCGAGUUGCACCAAAGAAACAACAAACUAUUCCACGCUUAGAAUUGUCAGCAGCACUGACUGGUGCACAACUAGCUGAUGUUCUAUUGAGGGAGUUGACGCUACCUGUCGAGAAAGUAAUGUUGUGGAGUGAUUCCACAACUGUGCUGGCAUGGAUUCAUUCCGAGUCAUGUCGAUAUAAAGUAUUUGUAGGUACGAGAGUCGCUGAAGUUCAAACUCUGACUAAAGUGGAGAAUUGGCUGUAUGUGAACACAAAGGACAAUCCUGCUGAUUGCAUUACACGAGGACUUACAAUACAAGAACUCAUUCAAGACUCAAAGUGGUCUUGUGGUCCUGCUUUCUUGUACGAGCCACCUGAGAAAUGGACUAGCCCAGUAGUCAAACCUGUGUUGACAGACAACAGUGAAGUUAGGAACUCCUUCUGCGGAGCUAUAUUCACUAAAGCCUCAAAGCCAUUGUUUGACGACAAACCGUAUGACAGUUGGAAUGAUCUGGUCGUCACGUCAAUUGCCAAGCUACAUGGGGCGGCCGAUUCAAAAAGAAUUUCCGACACUGUGGAUCAAACUGAGAAUGUGGAGAAUAAAGUCUACCGACAAAUUCAGGAGGAUUCUUUCCCAGAGGAGAUAUCGAACCUUGCCAGUGGGAAGGAGAUUCAGCCAAGUAGCCGAUUACUCCCCCUCAGUCCUGUGUAUGACAGUGAAUGUGGUCUCAUUCGAAUAGGUGGACGGUUAACAAAUGCGGAUUGUCUUUCAGAUUCUGUUAAACAUCCCAUCAUCUUAGAUCCACACCACCACCUCACCAAGUUACUCAUCCAGAAGUAUGAUGAGGAUCUUAAGCACCCUGGACCAGAGAGAGUGUUGGCUGAGAUGAGACGGACAUUCUGGAUUUUACGAGGCAGAGAAGCAAUCAAAAAGCACCAACAUAACUGUACAGAAUGCCAACGAUGGCGGGGUAGACCUGUUGUUCCCAAAAUGAAGGACCUUCCUAAAGCCAGGCUUCGACUCUACAAACCUGUGUUUUAUUCCACCGGAAUAGACUGUUUCGGACCGAUGUCUAUCAAGAUUGGCAGACUUGUUGAGAAGCGGUGGGGAGUUCUUUUCAAAUGUAUGACCACCCGUGCUAUUCAUUUAGAGUUGUUGGACAGUCUCAGUACUGAUGCUUUUUUAUGGCUUUCCGGAGAUUUAUCUCAAGGCGAGGCAAACCGUUUGAAGUCCUGUCAGACCAAGGUACAAACUUUAAGGGAGCUGAUGCAGAACUUCAAAGAGCCUUUUCUAUGA